CGCUGCCACUCGAAAAGACAGCAUUCAACAUACUGCGCUACUGUUCGCUGCGUUGUGUAUAGGCGGUGCUAAAUGGGGGGUAUACAGUCGGCCAACGUUGACCGGGAAAACGACGACGCCGACGAGGAAAGUUCAACCAACGCGACGGUCGACGGUCGAGAAUCGGUGCCGGUGGUGGGUGUAGGAAAAACGCUCGUCUCCGUGGCGAAUGGUUGUGAAAAAACGCCACCGGAUGGAUGCACUGACAGCACGGUCGAUGCAGCGCCUCCAUCGGCGCCCAUCCUGGCCGAGACCGACAAAGCAAAAGGCGACGAAGGCGGUAAAGUGCCGGAGAAUGAUGACGACGACGACGAUAUGUUGGCAAAGUGUCGUGCCCGGAAAAUGACAACCGAAUUGGCCGCCUUCCGGGCCGACUUGCAGCAGAAGCGUGGUGUGCAUCUGUCAAAGUUGAUCCAGGUGCGGGAAGAAUUGGAACAGCUGCGGGCAGCGCUGGCCGAGGAGAAGAGCCGCAACCGGGCCCUGAUCAAGUACAUCCAGCAGCAGCAGCAGGAGAACCCGCAAGAGAAAACGCAUCCCCCGGAAGCUAGUUGCAGUUCGUUGAACCUUGGCUGUCAAGCCGAGCGCCGAUCACUGGAAGCGCACGAGAUGAGAGAGCGCGAGCGAUCAUCUCGGCUCGAACAAAGCACGAUCACCGCCGCCGUCGGUGACGAUCGUUCUGACACCACCACCACCAUCACUACUACUACUAGUGAUGCUGCUACUAAUACUACUACUAUCACUGACGAUGAACGGCGCUCGCUGAAGAAAGAACUCGCUGAGUCACAGCUCGAAUUGCAGCAGGUCACCGGCGAAACGUUGGCGCUUCGCUCGGAGCUCGCUCAGUUGCGGACGCAGCUUCACGCGCUGCAGGACGAAACGCUCGCCGAGAGCAGUCGACAGAACGGUGCGAUCCGCGCGCUGAAGGCGCAACUGGCCGAAGCGCAGUUCCAGCUGCAGAUCGCCCAAGCCGAGGCCCUCUCCUUGCAGACCGACGUCGGGCAGCUCCGGAAGCAAGUGCAAACGCUCAAGGACGUCAUCAAGGCCGGCAAAGAGAUCAUCUCGAUCCGCGAGGAUCAGGUCGAGCAGCUGAAAGGGAAGCUGCGGCAGAUCGAGGACACGCUACAGGAGCGCGAGCUGCAGAUUAUGUCCGACGAUUUGCGUCGGGAGUAUGACAGACAGCUGACAAACAUUCGUAACCUGCGAGAUCUGUACGAGGAGCGUGAGCGCGUCUCGAGGAUGGAGCGCGACAACUUGCUGCGCCAAUUGGACCUGAAGAAGAGCGAGCUGGUGACCGAGCAGGAAAGGAACAAAAACUUGGAAGCACUGGUGGAAAGUUUGCAGUCCGAUCUGACCUGUCUGCGGGCCGAGCGGGAGCAAACGGACGAGAAGCUGUCCCACUCGCAGGCGCAGACGAAGCAGCUACAGCUGGAGAUGGGUGUCGUGAACCAGUUCAUCUCCAAGUUCCUGCUCGGCAUGAGCCGCAAGCCGACGGCCAACGAGAUCAACAUUGACAAGCUGGCGGCCGUGCUGGAGGAGAACCGGGCGCUGCUGAUCGCGAUGACCAAGGAUGAGGCGGAAACCGUCGACACCGGGGCCUUCCUGCCGCGGGCCCUCUACGAUCUGAUAGCCGAGGUGGACGAGGAGGCGAACGUAGAGUCCGAGAUAGCGGACGCACCCCCGAAGGAGGACGCCACCGUCGAAGCGGACAGUGAGGGAAGCGGUGCCGAGGACGCCGAGUUUACCGACGUGCAGAAGGCUUCGCCGGAACAGAUUGCUGACAAGUUGCCAAAAGUGUGGCGUGUGCUGAUUGAGUUGGUGAAUCACCAAGAACGGGCCCAGCCCGUACCGUUUGUGGAGGGCGGAGAAAGCGAGGAGUGCCUCCAGUCGGUGCAGACACGCAACGGGCCCAAAACGGUUGUCAGCGUGAGCAAGACGUACAUCAAGUUGAAGGACCUGAUACUGGAGAAGAAGGCGUUGAAGAGGGAAACGAACCGGUUGAAGACGCUAAACGUGCACCUCGAGCGGCGGCUGGAAACGCAGGAGAAGCGCCUGAGUGUCGUGAGCCUGGAGUUGACGAAAACUUGGCACCUGGUGGGGAAAAUGCAGCGCCAGCAUCGUCAGCUCCACACUCAGGAGCAAAUCUUGCGCUACCAUCUGCAGCAGAAGCGCCGACUGCUGUGCGAGCUGAAGGAGGAACUGGAGUACUGCCGGCUGAAAUGGUCGGCCGCGCGCCAGAAGAACAUCGAGUCCGAGGAUCAAUGGCGGUCGCUGAAGGCGGACUUUGCCGCGCGCCGCAAACAGGACUCGCUGAACAACUCGGGCGAGAGCGGGUACAGCGACGAGCAGCCGUCGGACGACGACGAAGACGCCGAUGGCGGAGUGUCUCGGAAGGCGGCCAUUCCGGCGGCCGGAUGUAGCGGGUUGAGCUCGCUGGUUCCGGCCCCGGCCAUCGUGAUGCGGUUCGAGCGCCAGCUUCUCAGCAGCUCGCUAACGAACAUCUAUCAAGCGAUUAGCACGGUGCGGAAGGUGCACAGCGAGUCCGAUAUGAAGUCGCUCGAGAACGUCGAGCGGGCAAAUCGGUUUUGUAAUGAAAAAAUCGAAGAUUUGCCUCCAUUUCCCGACGGUGACGAUGAAGACGACGUUGACACGGAAGCUUCCGGGCUUCCGGGCGCGAAGGCGAACCCAGUUCCCACAAUGCCAACCACACCACCGACGGCGACGACGACUGGGACGACGAGAACGACGGGGAAGCGGGGCCGGAAGAAGCGUAAAAACACGAGUGGCCCCGAAACCGCCCAGGACAUGUUUUUGCGGCUGAUGAAUCUCGGGCACCCGGAGUUGCCGGACGAGGCGCAGGAGCCGGAACAGGAAGACGACGAGACGGAGGAGGGCACGGGAAACGAUAAUGCCGAGGGCGAGUAUAGUGUCAACGAAAGUGCAAGUGAGCUGAGCGAAGAAGAGCUGGAGGUGGCCGUAGUGGCACCGGAACCGGAGGAGCUAUCGAGCGAGGAGCUGUUCCAGCAGAAACGGGAAGCACGUCUGCAGCGCAUGGCGGAACUGAACUCCCGUCUCGACCAGUACUCCGAGCAGACCACGGACCACGGACAGCAGAGGGCAGCACCGGGCGGGCCGGAAGGUGCGCUGAGUGAGGACGAAGAGAAGUAUCUUCAAAGACGUGCCGCACGCUUGGAACGACUGGAGCGGGAAGCGCAGGAGUUCCGCAAUCGGCUUUCAAAAACGGUAAACCGAGGGACGGAGAUAGCGGCCCAGAUCGAUGAGAUUCACAGUGGGUUUAUGGCCCGGCAAGCGGAGUCCUGCUCGUCCCCCGUGCCAGGGUCGUCCGGUCUUGCUAGCUCCAGCUCCGCCAGUGGGUCAGGUCCGCCGACCGUAGAUGUGUCCUGCUUGACCGAUAAGGAGCGUGAGUACACUUCGGCCCGGUCGGAGCGGUUGGCGCGGCUCGAGGACGACAGCAAGAGUCUGCUGCGGCAGAUGAACCAGACCAUGCGUAGGGGAUCGAGCCUGACAACAAAGCUUGACAUGCUGCACUCGCGCUAUGCUGCCGAGGUCCCGGCUGCCGCGGACAGCAAUCCAUCACCCGAGUGUGCUCCGGACCAGACCAACAGCGAGCCGCAGGAAUCGGUCGAAUGCGUUGAACCUGCCUCGUCCGUGACGUCAGAAGACGCCGGCGCCGUAAAUGAAGCCCUGCUACCCGGACCGUAUUCUCCCAUGGGCCCAGUUGAGCUGGUACUGGUAUCGGACGACGACGAUGGUGACGAAAACCCGGAGGUGGUCCGGGCUGGUCCGGGCUCAAGUUCGCAGCCCGAGGGCGACUCGCAGUAACAGUGAGCGCGCCGGGGUUCCCGAUUUAAACCUACCUCGUACCGGAAAAAGACACCAACUACACCCGUGGAUAGCCGGGUUUGGGUACCAACUAGCUACCGAACGGGGGUUUCCAUUACUUCCAUUGAGAAACGCCCGCAAGGCACUCACUGCUCCGGUCCGGGCGUUGGUUGCCGUACGAAAAUAAGAUUAAAUUAAGAUAAUUAACUCCACAUCAAAUAAACCACAUGUAUUACUUCCGCUAUGGCCGCUUUCGGUUCGUGUAUUGUUGGCGUCGGAACAAUGUUGAAAACCCGGCGACGGCCCGGUUUCUGUCUG
Molecule: messenger RNA, 4197 nt
Organism: Anopheles bellator
Lineage: Eukaryota; Metazoa; Arthropoda; Insecta; Diptera; Culicidae
Exons: 6
Coding region: 73-3879 (1268 amino acids)
Source: RefSeq, a predicted model, not a curated record